Molecule: messenger RNA, 1491 nt
Organism: Suricata suricatta (meerkat)
Lineage: Eukaryota; Metazoa; Chordata; Mammalia; Carnivora; Herpestidae
Product: schlafen family member 12-like
Exons: 3
Coding region: 210-1364 (384 amino acids)
Source: RefSeq, a predicted model, not a curated record
GCUCUGUAAAAGACGAUGUCAAGAGAAUGAAAAAGCAAGGCGUAAAUUGGGAGAAAAUGUAAAAGGCACAUCUGAUAAAGUCCUGUUAUCUAAACUAUACAAAAAAUUAUGAAAACUCAACAAUGAUAAAGCAAACAACUCCAUUAAAAAAUGAACUGAAAAGGCGCCUGGGUGACUCAGUCAGGAAAGGAUUUCUGCUUGGAAAUUGAAUGGCUACUGAGAAAAUAAACAGUAGUGAUUAUUUGGAAAUUAACUCUGCUGGGAUGCUUUUAAACGUGGGAAGUGUCACUCUUGGGACGAAGAAUAGAAACAAAAUGAAAGAUUGUCAACUACGAAAGAAGCAGAAUGAAAACAUCUUACAAGCUGUGAUUACUUUGCUGAAUUCUGGAGGGGGAAUAAUCAAGGCUGAAAUUGAGAAUGAAAGCUAUAGUUACCAAAAGGAUGGAAUAGGACAAGAUUUGGAAAAAUCUGUUGGAAAUAUUCUUCCAUCUGUUCCUAAAUACUUAAUCUUUAUGCAGCAAGGUAAAUAUUUUCAAAUUUUUGUCAAGUCAUGGAGCUCAGAAAUCUCUGGUUUACGGAUUGUCACCUUGAGGACCAAUUUGUACAGAAGGGAUGUGACAUGUACAAAUAUGAUGAGUGCCACUGAUACACUGGAGUUCCUCAAAGCCAAGAGCAAAACUGGAGAGAGAUGUUCUGGACCGAAAUUGCCUCCACAGUUGGAUGUACAAAAAGAGAGUGACAUAAAGGACUUGGCUGAUGCCUUUUUUAACAGGACACAGCUCAGUUACAGAGAAAAAGUGUCCUUUACUGAAUCCACACAUGUUGAAAUGAAAGCCUUCUCAACGGGAAAGUGGUUGCAACGCAUCAAAGAGAUCCUCCCUCAGUAUGUUUCUGCUUUUGCGAAUACUGAUGGGGGAUAUUUGUUUAUUGGGUUAAAUGAAGAAAAAGAAGUAAUUGGCUUUAAAGCAGAGGUGAACGAUCUUAAGAAGUUAGAAACAGAGAUUAAAAAAUCCAUUAGGAAGUUGCCGAUCUAUCACUUCUGUAGGCAGAAGAAGCAGAUAAAAUCCACAUACAAAUUAUUUGCAGUAUGUGACGAAAGAAGUCCGUGUGGAUAUGUCUGUGCACUCAAAAUAGAGCCAUUCUGCUGUGUGGUGUUUGCUAAGGAGCCAGAAUCCUGGCGCGUGAAAGACAACCAAGUGUGGCAGUUCACCGCGGAGGAAUGGAUCUCCACCAUGUUGCCUGCUAACCCAGGUUUUUCAUGGUUCAUCUGGUUACAAGACAAACUCUUCUCACAUUUCCUCCGUUGUUGGGCUGUUGGAAAUUUGGUAGUGAGCAACAGAGAUACGACCUUUCAGGUCAUUUAAUUCUGGCUUCUUGGCACCUGUGGUGUCAGUUUGUUCAAGCCUCCUUCAUGUCAGUGCCAUCUCCAAAUAGGUCAUCAUGGGGCGCAUGCAUGGCUCAGUUGGCUAAAAGUCCAACUUCAGCUUAGGU